Neltuma alba is the source of this 1320-nucleotide messenger RNA. RefSeq names its product SPX domain-containing protein 1-like. The record is from RefSeq and is a predicted model, not a curated record. Gene Ontology annotation, biological process: cellular response to phosphate starvation. The coding region runs from base 131 to 1012 and encodes 293 amino acids. NCBI's taxonomy places the organism in Eukaryota, Viridiplantae, Streptophyta, Magnoliopsida, Fabales, Fabaceae. The transcript has 3 exons.
AUCCCCUCCCUCUCCCUCUUUCCUCCCCCCUCCCUCUAGUACACACACAUAACUACACAUUCCUCCUCAACUUACACCCUCUGUAAUUCGUUUGUUCGCUGGAAUCGUGUGUUUCUUCACACUACGAAGCAUGAAAUUCGGUAAGAGUCUUAGCAACCAGAUCGAGAAAACCCUGCCUGAGUGGCGGGACAAGUUCCUCUCCUACAAGGAGCUCAAGAAGAAGUUGAAGCAGUUGGAGCCUGCUGCUAAAGUUGGCUGCGACGGCGGCUCCGACAGGGCCGCUAAACGCCAGCGAGUCGACGCCUUUGAUUCCAAGGAGGGCGGAGACAAGGAUGGCAUGUCCAAGGAGGAGUGCGACUUCAGGAACUUGUUGGAGAACGAACUCGAGAAAUUUAAUAACUUCUUCGUUGAGAAGGAGGAAGAGUACAUUAUCAAAUUGAAGGAGUUACAAGAUAGGGUGGCGAAAGUAAAGGAUUCUAAUGAAGAGCUACUGAAAAUUCGGAAAGAAAUUGUUGAUUUCCAUGGAGAGAUGGUCUUGCUGGAAAACUACAGUGCCCUUAACUAUACAGGACUAGUGAAAAUACUAAAGAAGUAUGAUAAGAGAACUGGGGCCCUGAUUCGCUUGCCAUUCAUUCAGAAGGUAUUGCAGCAGCCAUUUUUCACCACUGACCUCCUCUACAAGCUAGUAAAGGAAUGUGAAUCAAUGCUGGAUCGCCUCUUCCCUGCAAAUGAACCAGCAGCCUGUGGUGAGGGAAAUCCACAAGCAGAAGGGUGUGAUCCUUCAAGUUCAGCUACAACCAAGAGCAAUGGUCUGCUGAUACCGAAGGAAAUGUCGGAGAUUGAGUACAUGGAGAGUCUCUAUAUGAAGAGUACCAUAUCAGCAUUGCAUGUUUUGCAGGAGAUUAGAAGUGGAAGCUCCACAGUUAGCGUGUUUUCACUGCCACCCCUGCAAAUGAAUGGAUUGGAAGAAAAGUGGAAGAAAAUACCAGUUCUGGAACAAACGGCCAAGUAACCUGCUGGGUUACUUUGAGAGGGCAGUGCACCCGUCCCCCUCUUGUUUUCCCCUGAGAAUGAAGUCUCUGUUACGCUUAUGCCUUAGAUACUAACACAGAUGUAAGAUGCUAAAUGUAAAGAAGGGAUUGGUUGGAUCGAUAGAAUCAUAUAGGUUCCGGAUAAUAAAACCUCUGCAGUUUGUAGGAUUAGCCAUGUUUUGACGUUUUGCCGACGCUUAUAUAUUCAAUAUCAGUAUGUACUGUAACCCCAUAUUCUAUAGCUGCUUCUUACUUGAAUGUUACUAAUACAGGUUUAGAGGUUUUCUUU